AUGCCGAAGAGACGAGACAUUGUCGCCAUUGUGUUGAUCGUGUUGCCUUGGACACUGCUCAUCACUGUUUGGCACCAAAGCACUAUCACUCCUCUGCUUGCAACAAGAAAGGAUGACAGACGUGAUGGUCGCUCUAGGAACACUUUCGCUUUCAAGGAGUCCUGCUCGCUGCAGAACCGGGACAUUGUGGAGGUGGUGCGCACAGAGUAUGUCUACAGCCGGCCUCCACCUUGGUCUGACAUCCUGUCCACCAUCCACGUCAUCACUCCCACCUACAGCCGGCCAGUACAGAAGGCAGAGCUGACACGCCUGGCCAACACUUUGCUCCAUGUGCCCAACCUGCACUGGAUCCUGGUGGAGGACUCCCAGAGGAGGACUGCUCUGGUAAGUCAUCUCCUCCAGGACACGGGACUCAACUACACCCACCUCAACGUGGAGACGCCUAGGAACUACAAGGUACGUGGGGACACAAGGGACCCCCGUAUACCACGGGGCACCAUACAGAGGAACCUGGCCCUGCGGUGGCUACGGGAGACCUUCAACGUAAACAGCAGCCAGCCAGGGAUUGUCUACUUUGCAGAUGAUGACAACACAUACAGUCUGGAGCUGUUUGAGGAGAUGCGAUCCACUAAAAAGGUAUCAGUGUGGCCUGUUGCCUUUGUUGGCGGCCUUCGAUACGAGUCCCCUAAAGUAAACACCUUGGGCAAGGUGUUCGGCUGGAAAACUGUAUUCGACCCACAUCGGCCCUUUGCCAUUGACAUGGCUGGCUUUGCGGUGAACCUGCGCCUCAUUCUGUCUAAACCUCAGGCUUAUUUCAAGUUACGUGGGGUGAAGGGAGGUUAUCAGGAAAGCAGUCUAUUAAAAGAACUUGUCACCCUGAGCGACCUGGAACCUAAAGCUGCUAACUGCACUAAGGUAUUAGUAUGGCACACGCGGACGGAGAAGCCUGUGCUGGUAAAUGAGGGCAAGAAAGGAUUUACAGACUCUAACGUGGAGAUAUGA
Molecule: messenger RNA, 1002 nt
Organism: Scomber japonicus (chub mackerel)
Lineage: Eukaryota; Metazoa; Chordata; Actinopteri; Scombriformes; Scombridae
Gene: b3gat1b
Product: beta-1,3-glucuronyltransferase 1 (glucuronosyltransferase P) b
Exons: 4
Coding region: 1-1002 (333 amino acids)
Biological process (GO): carbohydrate metabolic process; chondroitin sulfate proteoglycan biosynthetic process
Cellular component (GO): Golgi membrane
Molecular function (GO): galactosylgalactosylxylosylprotein 3-beta-glucuronosyltransferase activity
Source: RefSeq, a predicted model, not a curated record